This is a messenger RNA of Armigeres subalbatus, 2703 nucleotides long. RefSeq lists its product as uncharacterized. The coding region runs from base 1 to 2703 and encodes 900 amino acids. The record is from RefSeq and is a predicted model, not a curated record. Gene Ontology annotation, molecular function: nucleic acid binding; zinc ion binding. The transcript is spliced from 3 exons. Lineage: Eukaryota; Metazoa; Arthropoda; Insecta; Diptera; Culicidae.
AUGGCAACGAAAUUGGAUAAAAUGCUGGCUGAGUGUAUGGUGAAACGCAAAGCAAUUUUCAUCACGCGUGCACAGGUGGAGAAAUUCGUGGCAAAGUUUGAUGCAGCGAAGGAUACAUGCCAAAUUCCCGUACGUCUGGAGACCUUGGAUCGGAUAUACAAGGAAUUCCUCGAAGUUCAAUCCGACAUCGAAUGCUACGACAAGCCGGAAACACUGGACAUCCAUUUCGGUGAACGAGCAGAUUUUGAGACCCGAUACUGCGAAGCGAAGGGAUUUCUACUGUCGAAGCGGUCAACUGAGCAAAACCAAACGCUGAUGAACAGCACAAUGCACUCUGACCAUCAAUUCCAUGCAGCUUUCCACCUCCGAUUACCCAAGAUCGAUCUCCCUAAAUUCAACGGUGACUUUUCUCGUUGGUUAUCUUUUCGAGAUACGUUCACUUCAAUGGUGCAUUCUAAUGCGGACAUCCCAACGGAAUUACACAACCUUGUGGACGACUACCAGCGUCAUGUCAAGGCCCUAGGAAAGCUGAAUGAGCCAAUUCAGUAUUGGGACACACCUCUAAUCAACCUCCUAUCCUACAAGCUAGAUCCUACAACGCUACGAGCUUGGGAAGAGUCAACCAGCAGCGAAGACAAUGUUUCCUAUGAGAGGAUGGUAGACUUUCUCUAUCAACGAGCUCGAAUGCUGAAAUCCGUCGUCACAGAUCUGCAGCAACGUUCACAACAACCGAUAUCGGCCAAGGUGGCCGGUUCAAUACCUUUCCCGAAGAAGCCAUUCAAGAUGGCAGCUAACACUGUUGUGUCCAAGCCGUACAGUAGUGGACCACAGUGUAUCGCAUGUUCAGAGAAGCAUUUCCUUUUCCUAUGUCCAGUAUUCGCAAAGAUGUCUGUCGCGCAGAGACGCGAACUGGUUUCCCAGAAGCACCUAUGCUGGAAUUGCUUCAAAUCUGGACACUUAGCAAGGAGCUGCACAUCGAAGUUUACGUGUCGGACCUGCCAUGACAAGCACCAUUCUCUGUUGCACCAAGAAGCACUUCUCAAGAUAUCGUCCACCCCAGCAAUUUCGCCACAGCAGCCAAUCCAACAACCAUCCACGUCCACGGCAGUGGAACCGGCAAGACAUCCCAACCAAAACCCCCAAGUGAGUCUGUCGGUCCAGUCGAGCCGCAGCACAGUGCUGCUAGAAACGGUUGACCUUUUGGUCCUCGACCAGAAUGGUAAAAAGCAUUCCGCCCGAGCACUACUAGACUCGGCAUCCAUGUGCAACUUCAUGACGAAGAAGCUUGUCAACUUUCUCAAUAUUCGUCGCAAAACAGUCAACAUCGCUGUAACUGGCGCUGUAAUUGGAGAAUCCAAGAAGCAGAUCAAGUUCAAACUGACUGCUACCAUCCAGUCCAAGUUCGCUCCGUUCAGUACAGCACUCGAGUUUCUAACCCUGAAGAAACCCACGAUUAAUCUGCCAACCAUCCCAGUCGACAUAUCCCAGUGGAAGCUCCCCGAAGUGUCGUUGGCAGAUCCCAAAUUCCACAUCCCUGCAGGCAUCGACAUGAUUGUCGGUGGCGAAGCCUACCAUGAGCUACACACAGGUGGUAAAGUUCCUCUUGGUGAAGGUCUUCCAACGUUGAUCGAGACAGUAUUCGGGUGGACCGUUUCUGGGAAAGUUUCUAUCAAAUCCGCAAACGUUCCGCAUGUUUGUCACCUCACCACUGUCGAUCGAAACCUAGAACAAGCGCUACAACGGUUCUGGGAGCUGGAGGCCAUCGAUUCCAAUCCAGUGUUAUCCACAGAAGAAACCUAUUGUGAAGAAUUUUAUUCCGCUACCACCACUCGCGAUUCGUCCGGUCGUUAUCUCGUUCGCUUGCCACUUACCCGUGAUCCGCUCGUCACCCUCGGUACAUCCCGCCUAAUUGCCGAGCGCCGUUUCUUAAACCUGGAGAAGAGACUUGAGCGUGAUCCACCCACCAAGGAUGCAUACUGCAGCUUCAUGGAUGAGUAUGAGCGCCUUGCUCAUAUGCGGAGAUUCGACGAUCCAGCAGACACUAUUCCGCACUGUUAUCUUCCGCAUCACCCAGUGUUUAAAGCUUCGAGUACAUCCACCAAGGUCCGUGUUGUAUUCGACGCUUCGUGUAAGACCACGUCUGGUUUUUCGGUAAACGACAUGCAGCUAGUUGGACCAGUCGUUCAAGAGGAUCUGCUGUCGAUAGUCAUGCGUUUCCGCACCCACCAAAUCGCCAUCGUAGCCGACUGUGAGAAGAUGUAUCGGCAAGUUUUGCUACACCAAGAAGAUCGUCCAUUCCAAAGAAUUCUCUGGCGCUCCAGUCCAUAUCAGCCGCUCGCAACAUACGAGCUUCAAACCGUUACGUACGAAAAAGUACUGGCUGUCGAGGCUGUAAAACAGGAUUUCUACGUGGAUGAUUUCCUGUCCGGCGCAGAUGACCUCCCAUCCGCAAUCCGCUUACGCAAGCAAGUUUACGCUAUGCUCUCAGUGGCAGGGUUUCCGUUGAAGAAAUGGGCAUCCAACGUCCCUGAAGCUUUGGCAGAUGUUUCUGAAGAAGACCAUGCCAUUGAACUGUUUCACGACCUGCAAAACGAGCAAUCCGUUUCCGUUCUCGGAUUAGUGUGGGAGCUAGAGUCCGACUUUCCACGCUUCAAGGUGCAGCUUCCGUUACCAGUAGCUGUUCUUACCAAGUUGUUUAUGUGA